This is a messenger RNA of Heterotrigona itama, 2646 nucleotides long. Lineage: Eukaryota; Metazoa; Arthropoda; Insecta; Hymenoptera; Apidae. The record is from the annotation of a GenBank genome assembly.
AUGGCUUCCAAACUUUGGAUCAGAUUUUGCAGAGAGGAGGGCAAAAUGUUCGAGCUUUCAAGUUUCUCGAGUAUACGGCGCACCCAAGGAAACACUUCCGUGGUGAAGAAUUUCCAGGCGAUCCUCACUAUGGUGUCCACGACUGUUCCUAUUUCUGUGCUAGUGGUAUUUUCUAGCUGGUGUAGUAUUUUUCGGACGUCGUUGAGGGGAUUUAAUAACAGAUCCGGCAGAGGUGAUGUUACUAUCUUUUGGACGUCGUUGAAGGGAUUUAGUAAUAGAUCCGGCAGAGAUGUUCAAUCGCGCAAGAUAGGUCAGAGGCGUAAAAGUCGAUCGAUCGAUCGUGGACAAUUCGUACCUUCGUUGAAAGAAGCAGCAGGAACGCACCACGCAGUAACGCAUACCGACAAGAACAAAAUAAAUACAGCUUUCAUGGUGCGGGACGUUCUCGACCGUGGUCGUUGCAAAAUUGGACUGGACUUUCGGAAAACACAAUACAACAACAGGAAUAUUAGAAAUAAAAUAAACGAAGGAAACGCUGCGAUGCUGCGAUUCAGGUGGGAAUUUCGCGCGACGCUGUUGCUGAUCUGCGUUUGGAGAAACGCUGUUUUCUUAACAGACGCCGAACCCGUUCUGACAAGACCGAUCCACGUUUAUCAGAGCCUGAUCAAGGGUGUCCACGAUUACUUUAACAACACGUGCGUGAUACUUUUUCACGGCUCGAUGGCCUCGAUGGCCUCGAUGGAGGAGGAAGGGAUGAAAGAGAUGGAUGGGCUUCUGGAGCUUCAAAGAUACUUCAGCGGAUCUCUGAGCAUCCGGACCGCGAUCAUGGACUUUCACACGUUCAGGACUCGAAUAGGGAACACUUACCAUCACAUCAAGAGGCCGUUGUUCGUGUUAUUGAACGACCUAGACGAGAUUAGACAGCAAUUCUCUCUGGUGAGUGGAGAAAUAACGACAAGAGGGAAGAUGGUAGUAGUGGAAAAGAAAAAUGAAACGAUGAAACAGGUCUCCAAGUGGAUCGCGAUGGCUUAUCCGACGUGGUUGCUGUUUCUGCGGGACGAGACUAGAUUCGAGGAAUUUUUGUCGGACGUUUACGUACCGUUUGACUGUAUGAUGAUGGUCACUCAGAGGGAUGAGAGAGAGGCUGGCGAGAUCAUUCGGGACGUAUAUCGAAUCAGCAAGGAGGAUGAUCUCAGAUCGAUGAGCUUUGGCAAGUGGGAUCCGAAGAAUGGGUUCCGGGGGCCUCGUCUUGGAUUGUAUCAACGUAGACACGACCUACAGGGAUACAACAUACGAGUGGCCUCUAUUAACGAUCCACCGGUUUCUCGAGUGAUUCGCGAUGAAACUGGUCAACCGUUUAGGAUUCGUGGUUUCUUCGGUGAAGUGAUUCAACUGCUGCAAGAAGGAAUGAAUUGCACGUUCACCUACAUAGAGGCUACCUCGUGGGGUGCACAGUUGCCAAAUGGCUCGUGGACAGGGUUGAUCAAAAUGUUGAUAGAUGACGAAGCGGAUCUCGGAGCGAGCGAGCUGAUGAUGUCGUCUGACAGACUGGACGCUAUAAAAUACACCACUCCCGUUUAUACGACUAGAUGUCGCGCGUACAUCAAAAGACCGGACACAACAGCGGUGAACUGGAACGCGUACUUGGCGCCAUUCUCGUUCAACAUUUGGAACGCGAUCGGGCUGACCAUCGUCGUUGUAAGCCUAGUAAUCGCCGGGAUCGACGCGUUCUCAAGAAAAGCCGAUUCAUUGCCAGCUAAUGUGAAACCCAAGACUAAGUCCAGUCUGUCUGAGAUUCUAUUCGCCGUGUUUGGCGUGUUCUGCGGACAAGGCAUGGAGCCGUCUUCUUUGGAUCCGACGAGACUGGUGCAUCUGAGUAUCCACUUAACGGCGGUGGUGGUGAUCGCGGCAUAUUCGGCAGCGUUGAUCAGUCACUUGGCCAUAAAAACGUUCCUGAUGCCAUUCACCACGAUGGAAGGUUUGUUGGAAGAUGGUACCUAUCGAUUCGCUGUGGUCGCCGACUCGGCCGACUACAGUUUCUUUCAGAACACCAGCGACAACGUGCUCACGGUUAUGUUCGACCAAUUGUUGACCAGAGAAGCCGAUCUCCCGCCAAAUUAUUUCGAAGGUUUGACUCGCGUGUGUCAGGAAAAGAAAUACGCAUUCAUGACGCUGGAUAAUAUGGCGUCGGUGCUGCAAGGGAAGGUCGAGUGCGCGCUAGAACCUCUGGAUGUGAUCAUGCAAACAACCAUAGCUAUGGCAGUGCCGGCUGAUAGUCCUUACCGUGGCAUCAUCAACAGCAAUAUUCUUCUUCUGCGCGACAGUGGCAUUCUCCAGCGGUUAAUCGACCUCGAAUGGUCAAGCAGCGAGCGUUGGGUGAGCUAUUUCUCAAUGUCGAGGAUACAACAACAACAAAAUUCAAAGAAUUAUUUUGAUAUACUUCCACGCGAAAAGCGGAUGGAGCACGGUGGAGAUGGAGGACGCAGCGCCUCUGCUCAUCUUUAUGUUCUCAGCAUUUCUGGUUACUUCUUUGGUACUGUUAAUCGAACGACUAUUUGGUCGAGAGCAAUCUCGCAUCGUGGAACAGAAAUCUACAGCAAACUAGUCACAAAGUCUCUACCCGUGCAGUGCAAAUCUUGCCGGCCG